This is a messenger RNA of Trichoplusia ni (cabbage looper), 2313 nucleotides long. RefSeq names its product serine/threonine-protein kinase NLK (gene nmo). NCBI's taxonomy places the organism in Eukaryota, Metazoa, Arthropoda, Insecta, Lepidoptera, Noctuidae. The coding region runs from base 866 to 2233 and encodes 455 amino acids. The transcript is spliced from 11 exons. Gene Ontology annotation, molecular function: MAP kinase activity; ATP binding. Gene Ontology annotation, biological process: protein phosphorylation; intracellular signal transduction. The record is from RefSeq and is a predicted model, not a curated record. Gene Ontology annotation, cellular component: cytoplasm; nucleus.
CUCGUUAGGAAUAAGAGUAAUUUAAUUGUUUCACAGUUACAAUUUUUAUAGCAUUUAUCAACUCUAGAGCUGAAGUAUCUUGUGUUAUACACUUCUAAAACAGUUGUGUAAAAAGUAAAUGCCUAGUAAAGCCCUAUCUUGUAACAUUUGAAAAUUAACAAAAAGUUUAGACACAACUCGAACGAAAAAAACAACACCAAUACAAGGAACGUUACGUCAACAACACUAACGCCAUCUCACAGUAAACUACAAUAUUAAGUUUAAAUUGAAAGUUUAUCAACAAUUAAUAACGCAAUAAAGUGAUGUGAAACCUCUUAGCUAUGAACCAUGAUUUGUAAAAAAAAACAUAUAAAUUACUUUUUAAGUUAUUUUACGUCAGUCCGAAUGCUGUAAAAUAAUAUUGCUUAGUUCUCAAACACAGCUGUUCACCGCGUCGUCGCCAUUGUUAUUUUCCGUCUCUUUUUAGAUCGCGUCCUCCCGGCUUCCCUCUCCCCCUUCUUUCAACCAGUUUCGCUCGAUUCUCGUGGCGUGCGGACGACUGUACGUGGCGCGGAUAAAAAAUUCACGGUCUAAUCCUUUGUCCAGGAAGAAGCUAAGCUGAACAUACCACAAUUUUUCACUGCCACGAAUACAACUCUUAGCUAAAACGUAUAAUAACUGGUGUUAUCUACAGGUGUCUCAACGUUUCGUGUGUUGUUUAGUGAUUCCCGCAUAGUCAAUCGAGCAUGAAUAAUAAAGAAGUAACCGGUGAUAUUGUCGUGUGUCUACUGGGAAGCGGGAUCUGGUGAUCAUCGGGGGCAGUGUUGAGGUCGUGAGAUUCGUCGUGUGAUGAGUCUGCGGUGACAACUCGCCGCUGAGCGGUUGGAUGGCGGCUGUAAGCGGCCCCGCGCGGCACUCUCGCGUUUCCAUGAGUGUGUCCAUGUCGCUGAUGCAGGGCGGUACGCAGAGCGCGCCGCAGGGCGCCAUCCUGGCGGCAGCGGCGCCCUACUACCAGACGCCGGCCAUCCCGACCGACGUGCAGCCCGAUCGUCCUAUCGGCUAUGGCGCCUUCGGUGUUGUAUGGGCUGUGACCGACCCUCGAGAUGGCCGGCGCGUGGCACUCAAGAAACUGCCCAAUGUGUUCCAGUCGUUGGUCUCCUCAAAACGCGUCUUCCGCGAGCUCAAGAUGCUCUGCUUCUUCAAACACGAAAACGUCUUAUCGGCGUUGGACAUCUUACAGCCGCCUAGCCUCGACUUCUUCCAGGAAAUUUACGUCAUCACGGAACUGCUGCAGAGUGACCUUCACAAGAUCAUCGUGUCCCCUCAACAUCUGUCCGCAGACCACAUCAAAGUCUUCCUUUACCAGAUACUAAGAGGUCUGAAGUAUUUACACUCAGCUCGAAUCCUUCAUCGGGACAUCAAACCUGGCAAUUUACUGGUGAACAGCAACUGUGUGCUCAAGAUCUGCGACUUUGGGCUUGCCAGGGUCGAGGAGCCGGACGCCAGCAAGAACAUGACACAAGAGGUCGUCACGCAAUAUUACAGAGCACCUGAGAUUCUUAUGGGAGCGAACCACUACACGGCCGCGGUCGACGUGUGGUCUGUGGGCUGCAUUUUUGGAGAACUCCUGGGCAGACGGAUUCUCUUCCAGGCUCAGAAUCCAGUACAGCAGCUUGAGCUGAUCACGGAGCUGCUGGGCACGCCGUCGCUGGAGGACAUGCGCCACGCGUGCGCCGGCGCGCGCGCCCACAUGCUGCGCCGCGCGCCGCGCCCGCCCGCGCUCGCCGCGCUCUACACGCUGUCCGUGCAGGCCACGCACGAGGCCGUGCAUCUACUCGCACAGAUGCUAGUGUUCGACCCUGCGAAGCGUAUCAGCGUGGUGGACGCCCUGGCGCACCCGUACCUGGAGGAGGGCCGGCUGCGCUACCACUCGUGCAUGUGCAAGUGCUGCUACAGCGCGCCCGCCGCCGCGCGCCACUACUCGCCCGACCUGGAGCCCGCCGCGCCGCACGCCUUCCACGACGCCUGGGAGAGGAAGCUCACCUCCGUGCACCAGGUCAAAGAGGAAAUUCACAAGUUCAUAGCAGAACAACUACAGACGUCAAGGGUUCCAUUGUGCAUCAACCCUCAAUCUGCGGCGUUCAAGAGCUUCGCAAGCUCUAGGGCGGGUUCGAAAUCAAAAGUUUGUUCCCCUUUCAAGACGGCGGCAAAAUAUCUACUGCUAUCGCCCGUGAUAUUUCUGUGCGCUGCAUAGCCGUUGAAUCCACUCCACAGUGGCGCACCCGUCCGAGCUGCCGCCGUCGCCGCACCAGUGGGAGUGACGCGCGGCUGCCC